Molecule: messenger RNA, 4012 nt
Organism: Dromaius novaehollandiae (emu)
Lineage: Eukaryota; Metazoa; Chordata; Aves; Casuariiformes; Dromaiidae
Gene: C16H20orf96
Product: chromosome 16 C20orf96 homolog
Exons: 10
Coding region: 176-1246 (356 amino acids)
Source: RefSeq, a predicted model, not a curated record
UGGGGCAGGGGAGGGAGGUGAAGACGGGGAGGGCACCGCGGGUGUCGCAGCCCGGUGGAGCCUCUGCCGCUCUGCUCUGACUUUGGGCGCGUUUAAGCGUGUCCGGGGGAGCGGGCUGAGCCAGCGCCCAGCCUCCCUGCUGGUGUCACCUCCUUCCAGAGCCUGCGCAUUCCGCAUGGAUGCAAGGGGCCUCGUCCCAAAUGUUACGGAAGACUUUAAGAAAAUGGAUUACAGCAACUGGCAGAGGAUAGAAGCAAAGGAGAAGAAAUCUGCAGCCCGCAAGUUGACUUUGCCACCGAUCACAAGCGAGGGCAAGAAGAAGAAAGGAAAGAAAAACAAGCCAGUUACAUUUAGGUUGAAUAAAAAUCCACCUUUGCCUUCGAAGACGUUACCUUCCCAAGAGAAAUAUGGAAGUUUUACUCAGAGGAAAUCAUCACUCAAGGAUGCUGAAUUAGCUAAAAACUUGGAAGAUAUCAGAAUUAUCAAGCAUCUGACCAAGCUGAAGAUAAAUUUCAUAGAGGAACUGAAACAGCACAGUGCCUACCUGGCAGAGACCAACUGCAGGUUGAUCGAGGACAUUCAGCACACUGAUGAGCGCACUGCCAAGCAAGCCAGAGACCUGCUGCAGCAACAUGAAUUAUUUGGGACGGUCAAGGCAACGAUGCAGAACUUCACUCAGAACCGGCUGGAUACAGCAAGAGCAGAAUUCCAAGAAAUGGAAGAAAAAAUGGAAAAGAAUCUGGGAAAACUACAGCGGCAGCUGGAUGAAGCCACUUCAAAGGUGCAGGUUCUCCAGGAUGAACUUCACGUGCUGCAGAACUACAUGGACAGGGAAUAUCCAGCAAAAGCUGUCCAGAUAGCCUCUCUGCUGCACAAGAUCCAGAACCUCAAGGAGCAACAGCAGCAUGAGAUAGAUGAGACAGAAGCACUGGGGAAAGCCUUCCUGGAGGAACUGGAAGUGAAACUGCGGGUGGAACAGGAGGAGAUAUUAGACAGAGCCGUGGAGGAGGUUUUACUGCACCAGGAUGGCCUGAGGCAGCUGUUUAUGAACAACCACCUUCUGCAGUGCGAAGUGCAGAGGCAGAGGGAGAUUAUUAAAGACAUGGCAGAGGAGAUAAGUGAGCUGAAAAGAAGCAUCCAGACACUGCAACAGAGCAUGGGAGACCCAAGAGAGCUCAUCUUUGCUGACGUCCUCCUCCGCAGACCCAAACAUGACCUUCAAACCUGCACCCAGCCCGGAAUAUGAACUCGCAGCUUAUGUUGGGUUUGGCUUGGGAAGACAGCUGCAGGGUCUGGCGGUCUUUGCUGGUAACAGCUAGGAACUAGCCGUAACUCUGAUACCGAUGCGCUGUCAGCCUUGGUCACGUCGUACCUCUCUUCUGUGUUUCGCUUUGUCCAGCCUGUAACGGAGAUAAUUCGUGACUGCAGCAGGGAACAGGCAGGAGCCGCAGAGCUUUACAAGGCCCAUGUGACUACAGCAACUCUUCCUUUAUUGUUCUUUUUACUUCAUGAUUGAGAAACAAAACUGGGAGCGGAGGGGGCUUUAUAGGAGCAUUGCCAUCAAGGCAGGUCCUACCCAUCUAGAGAUGCUUUGGCUGGUGAUUUGAAAUCCCACUAGCACUCCGUGAGAACAAAGACAGGCAGCCAUUUCCCUAAUAUGCAAAAAAAGUGUGUCAGAGAGGUUGGUUGGCAGCAAAAAGGAAAAACUUUUUUAUCUUUCUCCCUGCUCGCUCCCGGUCCUAGUUCACUGGUAGCUAAUGACUUCCAGACUGGAGGCUGUGGGUAAUCGCCACUCCUGCUUAACAGUGUGCACCGGGCUGAUCUUGGAUGUGAAAAAUACAAAGCACACAGCAAAUCUUCACUUAUAUGCUGAUGUGGAGAAGACUCCGCCAGCUCCUUCACAGAAACAUCAGGCUCUUGUCCCCAGGGUCCAGCUCAGACUGGCCAAGUGUGCAGGCUGGAAGCAUACCAACAGCCAGCUGUGGCAAAUUCUUUUCCGCCGUACCUACGGCAGGAGCCUGUCCCACAAAACUGCGGGCUGAAGGCGUGUGCUGCCCGUUGUCCCGUGGCAGCGGGGCGCUGCCCAAGGUACAGACCGUUCAGAGCUGCCUGGGUGCCUUGGCUUUCUGUGCUGUCAGACUGCCCAGGAGCACAAAAUGAGCAAAAUUGGGUCAAAUAUGUUUUAAUCUUGGGUAUACGGUAGCCUGAAACCUGUUGUUGUGUGCACAACAGCAUGCACACCUGCACAUUUAUUUACAGCAAUGGCCUGUGCAAAUCGCUCACGGGUACAGAGAUGUCUGUUAAUGGAGUUACUCCUUUUCAGCCUACGGUGUAGACUAGCUCCUCAGCUGCUCUGCACUUCACACACACAGAUUAGUCACAGAGAAGGAAAAUACAACCCUUUGCGGUGGCACAAACUCACUCAGCAAAGCAGUGGUGGUGGAGACAGUAAGAGAGGCUGGAUCCGCCCCCCCUCCAAGGCCGGGGUCUUAAUUGCAAGCCCGAUAGGGCUGCAGGACUGCGGAGACAUGAUCUGAAGCAGAAGGAAAGCCUGGAACAUGUCAGGAGACUGUGGUGAGCCGAACAACUGCAUGAUGGAUUGAUGCAACUUAAUUUUUUCAGAUAAAAGAACGAUAAAAAAAGGGAAUUAAUUAGCCUCGACAGCUGGUGGAGCUGGGGUUACUGAGGGUGGCUGGGAAAAGAGUUAAAAAUAGCAGAAAGGCCCAAGCGGAAAGUUUCUGUAACAUCACAAGUCCGGCAUUUGGUGCUUCCCGCCCCUGGCAGGUGGCAGCCCGUGCAGAGCCCCCACCACCAUCUCAGCCGUUUCCCACUGACCUCCCUGCAACUUUUCACACGACUUCACCAGUCCCUCCAUUUUCUAAUUAACCCUUUGGUUCCAGACACUGAUUUGCUUCUGGAAAGAGCAAAGUUAGCCAUAAGCCGGGUUCAGCGAGAAGGUGGUCUGGGUAUUAGGGAGCGUGGCAGUGGGGGGCUCCAGCGGGCUCUGCUCGGGUUCACCGUACACGGCUGGCAGGGCGUGUGAAGCCCGGAGGAGCUCUGAGCCCCCGCGUAUCCCUUCAUGUCUGCAUUUCAGUUUCCCCUCUUUCAAAAUCCGUUUGCUUCAAGUGGCCUGGGUUGGAUUUCCCUAGCAGCUUCAAGCCCUGCACUGGGGCGCUCUGGAAGCCUGGUUCAUCCUGGGCUGACCCGGAGGCUGAUGAUUACACCUCUGAGCAAGCGCAGACGACCACGUUUGCCUGCUCUUCGCAAGGAAGCAGAUGUGAGCUCUGAGGCUGCUCUGGCACCGCUCGUCUGCUGUUUGUCUUCUGGGACGGACAGCGAGGGGCAGCCGAUUUCCUUCCAUUUCCCUCACAGUUCUGUGGGUUACGUCUGGUUCUGCUUCUCCAGAAAGGUCACCAGGCACCCGGCCUCCCUCGCGGAGCGCCUGGUAUCCCACGAGUGUGGUCGAGGAAACGGCCACGAGCUGGACCCAGGCUUUGAGCUGGAGCCUGCAUUUCCCUGUCAUGGGAAGCCUGGUUAGCAGCCAGAGCGGACUGUUACGGGGGAGCCAGAAGUAAAGCAGAGCGGUGCUGGGGUGGGCUGGGGAGCUGGACGGGGCUUUGGUUCAUGCGGAACAAGAACCUCGUCUGGUUUUGAAGGGCUUUCGCCUGUUGCCUGCUUCGUCCUGCUGUCUCACAAAGCAGAUGUCAGGUCCGUCCCCACUGGAAACGUGUCCUGGAGCCCAGGAACAGGGACAAGGGGUGACGCACACAAACACAGCGCAGGCUUCCUCGCCAUCCGCCUCCUGCCCUCUAACGAUGGGGCUGUCUUACGGGGAGUAAAAGCCUCUGAGGUCUGGCUUGGCUACGCAGAGCAUCCGAGAAGAGUCACCACCUCUUGCCCUGGUUGCAAAGCGUUUCUGCUGCUCACCUCCGUGCUCCUCUGAGCCAGCUGGAGCACGGCUCUUUACUCCCGGUCUGCGGUUUGCUUUGCCCCUCGUAACUCUGCUCUCUCU